AUGCUCUUCCCUGAUUCACCUUUAGCUUCUAUCCAGUCACAAGCUGUGAUAGAAUUUGACGAAAUUAAAGCCGACAUUCCAGAAGACGCGAUCUGUGCACUUCCGAAAUCAUAUGCAGGAAGAAUUAUCAGAUUAUUCAGUAGAGAAGUCUUAAUGACCAAGUUUAAAGCAAUUAAGUAUCUUGAAGAAAUUGAAAAUGAUGACAAAGAAGGAAGCAUUUGUUUAUUUUUGCCCAAUGACGAUGAAUUCGCAAGAUACGCAAUUCCUUAUCUACAAAAACUUCCAAAUUAUAAGAUUUGGGUAUUAGUUUCUCCAAGAGAUGGACCUUUCUUUGACAAAGAAUUUCUUGAAAAGAACAAUUUCGGAGAUAGAUUAAAUAUAAUUGAAUUUCACAACGAUUUACUUUUGUUAGGAGAGUACCUUUUCCUUUCAAAUGCUCCAAGGUGCUUCAAGCGCAUCUUCAUUGAUGGAGAUAUCGAUGAUUUAACAGCAGUUGCCAGAACUCUCACGAAAAUACAGAUAAUUAACGGUUCCUUCAACGCCAUUUAUUCAUAUGGUGAUUAUUCAGCCAAAGUUAAGAACAUUCUUGAAGAGCAAAAGGCACAAAUUGGUCCAUCUUCAUUUUCCUCACAAUCUGUAUAUGAUACGCUUAUUAUACUAGACAGAACAGUCGAUAUAGCAUCCCCUUUACUUACCCAGAGGACAUUUGCCGGUGCAAUUGAUGAUCUUUUGGAUAUUGAUUGCGGAAUCAUGGCAAUUCCUGAAGAUAUGGACAUUUCUCAAUCCGAAUACAUUUUGUCAGAUGCAGACCCUGCAUUUAAAGAGACGAUGUCCCUUCAAAUCAAGGAUGUUCCGACAUAUAUCACAAGACGUAUCCAGGAAGUCAAAGAAUCGAUCCAGAACAGGAAAUCAGGCGAGAUAGACAUGGAAUUCAAACAAAAGAUUACAAAAGCCAUGGCUUUCGUUAAUAAUAUGCCGUUAUACGAAAACAUGUUCAAAGUAUGCGACUACAUUGUUAAGAAGCGAUCCACUGACCCAUAUUUCGGUCAAGUAAUUGAUUACGAUGUCCACGUGAUAAGAGGAGAGAGUACUCCUCCAUCUGUAGCUGAAGCACAUAUAGUUAGGGACCAAAAUUGGUCGGAAACAUUAAGAGAAUUCUGUUUGGCCUCACUCUGCACGAGCGGAAUCCCUUCUUCGGCCUUUGAAGCUUUCAUCAUCAGAUUGAUACAGAAAUUCGGCCUGGAAGUGAUCACCGACCUUGUAAAUCUAAGAAGCAUAGGAAUGAUGAACUCAGAAGAGAAAUAUUUUGAACAAAUCAAGAAUUUAUUCAAAAAUAUUAUUAAAUUGAAACAAAAUACAGUGUUUGAACUAUACAAAGAGAUACCAAAGGAGCUCUUAAUCGAAGACAGAAUCAAAGAUGAGUCACUUCGAAACGAAAUCAACCAAAAAUUAAAUAAUUUCAUGGCUGAGUCGUUUAAGUCCGAUAUUUACGAGUUUUUCGAUGGUUAUGCCCCAUUCUCCGCCAGAUUGGUCCAGAAAUCAAUCGACCACAGGUUAGGAAAAUACGAUAAGCAGAAACAGUUGAAAGUUGAGCAGUAUCUGCAGGAAAACCAGAUAAAGUUCGAAUACCAGAUCAAUCCAAACAAGAAACAGAACGUAGAAGACAAUAAAAAAGUUAUUGUUUUUAUUAUCGGCGGAAUUUCACUCAGCGAGGUUUCCGCGAUUUCGGAUCUGGCAAAGAAGUUCUGGGGUGGAAAACAAAUCGAGAUAACUGUUGGAAGUACUUCGAUUUUGACUGGAAAAAGACUUAUUCGAGAAUGCGUUCCAAGAGUGGCAAAAGCUGACAUAGAACAGCCAAUUGUAGUUUAA
This is a messenger RNA of Trichomonas vaginalis G3, 1869 nucleotides long. Its product is annotated as vesicle docking involved in exocytosis. Lineage: Eukaryota; Parabasalia; Trichomonadida; Trichomonadidae. Gene Ontology annotation, cellular component: vacuole; CORVET complex. The record is from RefSeq and is a predicted model, not a curated record. The transcript has a single exon. Gene Ontology annotation, biological process: vesicle-mediated transport; intracellular protein transport. The coding region runs from base 1 to 1869 and encodes 622 amino acids.